UCCGACUCAAAAGCAGCGGCGCGCGGGGCGGAGCCGCUCCGCCCCUGCCCUGCCUCCGGCGCCUGGGCCGCUAGUCCAGCUCGCCGCCGCCGCCGCCGCCGCCAUGGCCAAGCCGCUGACGGACCAGGAGAAGCGGCGGCAGAUCAGCAUCCGCGGCAUCGUGGGCGUGGAGAACGUGGCCGAGCUCAAGAAGGGCUUCAACCGGCACCUGCACUUCACGCUGAUCAAGGACCGCAACGUGGCCACCCCCCGCGACUACUUCUUCGCGCUGGCGCACACGGUGCGCGACCACCUGGUGGGGCGCUGGAUCCGCACGCAGCAGCACUACUACGAGAAGUGCCCCAAGAGGGUUUAUUACCUCUCUUUGGAAUUUUACAUGGGCCGAACAUUACAGAACACCAUGAUCAACCUUGGCCUGCAAAAUGCCUGUGACGAGGCCAUUUACCAGCUUGGACUGGAUAUGGAAGAGCUGGAAGAAAUGGAGGAGGAUGCCGGGCUUGGCAAUGGGGGUCUUGGCAGGCUGGCCGCCUGCUUCUUGGAUUCCAUGGCAACCCUGGGACUUGCAGCCUAUGGAUAUGGCAUCCGAUACGAAUAUGGAAUCUUCAAUCAGAAGAUCCGAGAUGGAUGGCAGGUAGAGGAGGCAGAUGAUUGGCUCAGACAUGGAAACCCCUGGGAGAAGGCCCGGCCUGAGUUCAUGCUGCCCGUGCACUUCUAUGGAAAAGUAGAGCACACCGACACUGGGACCAGAUGGACCGACACCCAGGUGGUCCUGGCCCUGCCAUAUGACACCCCAGUGCCUGGGUAUAUGAAUAACACCGUCAACACCAUGCGCCUCUGGUCCGCGCGGGCGCCGAAUGACUUUAACCUCAGAGACUUUAACGUUGGAGACUACAUUCAGGCUGUGCUGGACCGAAAUCUGGCCGAGAACAUCUCCCGGGUCCUCUAUCCCAAUGAUAAUUUUUUUGAAGGGAAGGAGCUGAGAUUGAAGCAGGAGUACUUUGUGGUGGCUGCUACCUUGCAAGAUGUCAUCCGACGUUUCAAAGCCUCCAAGUUCGGCUCCACGGAUAGUGCCAAAACUGCGUUCGAUGCCUUUCCAGACCAGGUUGCCAUCCAGCUGAAUGACACACACCCCGCACUCGCCAUCCCUGAGCUGAUGAGGAUUUUUGUGGAUAUUGAAAAACUGCCCUGGUCCAAGGCCUGGGAGAUCACCCAGAAGACCUUUGCAUACACCAACCACACGGUGCUCCCAGAGGCUCUGGAGCGCUGGUCCGUAGAGCUGGUGGAAAAUUUGCUUCCUCGACAUUUGCAAAUCAUUUAUGAGAUAAAUCAGAAGCAUUUAGAUAGAAUUGCGGCCUUGUUUCCUAAAGAUGUCGACCGUCUGAGAAGAAUGUCUCUGAUUGAAGAGGAAGGAGGCAAAAGGAUCAACAUGGCCCAUCUCUGCAUUGUGGGCUCCCAUGCUGUGAAUGGCGUGGCUAAAAUUCACUCUGACAUUGUGAAGACCCAAGUGAUCCUGCUCUUUCAAAUUCAGCGAUGUGUCUCUUCCGACUCCAGAUUCAAGGACUUCAGUGAGCUAGAACCAGACAAAUUUCAGAAUAAAACCAAUGGGAUCACUCCAAGGCGCUGGCUCUUAGUCUGCAACCCAGGGCUGGCAGAGUUAAUAGCGGAGAAAAUCGGGGAAGACUACGUGAAAAACUUGAGCCAGCUGACGAAGCUGCAGGGCUUCCUGGACGAUGACGUCUUCCUCCGAGAAAUCGCCAACGUGAAGCAGGAGAACAAGCUCAAGUUUUCCCAGUUCCUGGAGAAGGAGUACAAAGUGAAGAUCAACCCCUCCUCCAUGUUCGACGUGCACGUGAAGCGCAUCCACGAGUACAAGCGGCAGCUCCUGAACUGCCUGCACGUGGUCACCAUGUACAACCGCAUUAAGAAGGACCCCAGGAAGUUAUUCGUGCCCAGAACAGUCAUAAUCGGUGGCAAAGCUGCCCCAGGAUAUCACAUGGCCAAAAUGAUCAUAAAGCUCAUCACCUCAGUGGCAGAUGUGGUGAACAAUGACCCUGUGGUUGGAAGCAAGUUGAAAGUCAUCUUCUUGGAGAACUACAGAGUGUCUCUUGCUGAAAAAGUCAUUCCAGCUACAGAUCUGUCGGAGCAGAUCUCCACUGCAGGCACUGAAGCCUCAGGGACAGGCAAUAUGAAAUUCAUGCUGAAUGGGGCCCUGACCAUCGGGACCAUGGAUGGAGCCAAUGUGGAAAUGGCAGAGGAAGCUGGGGAAGAGAACCUGUUCAUCUUUGGCAUGAGAGUAGAUGAUGUGGCCGCUUUGGACAAGAAAGGGUAUGAGGCAAAAGAAUAUUACGAGGCACUUCCAGAGCUGAAGCUGGCCAUUGACCAAAUUGACAAUGGCUUCUUCUCUCCCAAGCAGCCCGACCUCUUCAAAGACUUAGUCAACAUGCUAUUUUAUAACGACAGGUUUAAAGUCUUUGCAGACUAUGAAGCCUAUGUCAAGUGUCAAGAAAAAGCCAGCCAGCUGUACAUGAAUCCAAAGGCCUGGAACACAAUGGUACUCAAAAAUAUAGCUGCUGCAGGGAAAUUCUCUAGUGACCGAACAAUUAAGGAAUAUGCCAGGGACAUCUGGAACAUGGAGCCUUCAGAUCUCAAGAUUUCCCUAUCCAGUGAAUCUAGCAAUGGGGUGAACAAAGCCAAUGGAAACAGUGAAUGAAAAACCAUCAGAUCCCCACUCUUCUGGCUGGGUGUUAGGAAGAAAUGAGCCAAUGAAAGAAAAAUCCCCACUUCUGACGUGACAUCCCUGACCAGAGCAUUUUCGAAGAUAGCUGUUAUCACUGGUACUUCGCAAAUGAGGAGACUGAAAGUUUAAGUAACCUGCCCCAUGCCACAGAGUCAAUGAAUGACCAAGUCACGUGUACCCAGGUCUGUCUGACCCCAGAGUUCUAUGAAGAUCUCCAAUGAGCUGUCAACGAUCCUGCUCAAGGCACUUCUGUGAGAAGCACUGCGGGAAGAGAACAGAGUGACCAGAUCCCUCGGAGCAUCAAUAAUGCACAGCAGCUUCUUUUAACUAGGGGUUGUCAAUUUGACUUCCCCUAGAUCAGCAGAGGAUCAAAAGUCACCAGUGGUUAAUAGACCUUAUUCGAGUGGAGGAUGCAAUUUCAGCCCAGUCCCUGCCAAUGGCCAGCCACAUCAAACAGCCACCUUGAUGUCUUGGUGUUCUUUCACCUGCUCUUUGAUCAGCCGCCGCUCUACCUGCACAGCAUCCCGCAGGGGCCACAGAACUAACUGGAACAUUCUUACCUUGGAACCUAAGUGGCUCCAGGGCCAAUCAUUCAUGUUCAUGCUCAGAGGCACCAGCUUUGGGAAGCCCAGCUCUAACCCAUAUGGCAAGACAGCUAUUCCAAAUACUAAGACACACCACACAUCCAUCCUAGGCGCCCAUUCAUUUGGCCAACAUGUAUUGAUCACCGAGCACCUAAAUUACAUCUAUGUUCUCCUCCCUUCUUUCCUCCCCACCAAAUCCUCCCCUUCCUUCACAUCCACUCAAGUGUUCCUUCUUUGUUAAAGCCUCUCUAUACAGAUCUUCCACAGUGACCUUUCCUGUCUUUUCACCCCUCCCACUCAUUAUAAUCGGGCCUCGGUUUGACCCUUAAUUGUUCUCUGGGGGUUUUCCCACUAUUCGUCCUGGUUUCCCACUGAGAAGAACCACAUGGCAUCUAGUGCACUCUGUCUAGCACAGGACUGAGCACUGAAAGCAAAGUGCAUUUGUUUCUUGAGGGAGAAGGAAGCAGUGCUUAUUGGCAGCUUUGGGGAAGAGGGGAAGGGCUUCAUAUUCUCUUUUGAAUUAUAAUUGAAAAUUAAUUGUGAGCUCCACAAGAGUAGGGCUUUGUGCCCAGGCCUAAACUAGUACCUGAAAGGUAGGCGAUGACCAGUACUGUGGAAAGAAUGAGUCAGUUUAUCAGCCUGCUCAUGGGGGUUUCCUUAACACUAUCCAGAAAUGUAAAGACUUGGGGUGAAUGGGGAGCAAUGAAGAGGUAAGAAGCCCACUGGCUUCCCCCAGCUGCUUUCCCGAGCACAUUUUCCAUGUUUCUAGUUCAAAGAAAACCAGUGGCGAGUGAAGAUUGGCACUCCCAGGCCCAUCUAUCUUAAGUAGCAACGACAGCAGAUGAAAUUUUUGCAAAAUAAACAAAUAGAUCCCCAGGCAUUAAAAAAUAAUCACUGAAAACAUGUUUUGAUGAAUUGUUCUCCUUGAGUCACACAACACAUCACCAUAGAUCCCUGCUACAGCUCCAGACGCACAGGCAGCCCUCUGUGGAUGUUUGCGGUUCGAAGCUAACUUGGUUCCAAGAAACAAAAGGAUUCAGGAUCCUGGAUCUCGGUCUGUGCUUCCGCCUCAGCGUGUCUUAAAUUAGAGCAGUAAUUCUUGGUUCAGAUGAAGAAAUGUGCUUGUAUUUUAUUCUUUCAGGAAGCAUCUCUUGAGACGUAUUUUUUAGUAAUUAGUAAGGCAAGUAAGAGAGGGUCCCCAACUCCCCACGUCCCACUCCAUUAUCAACAAAGCGGGUUGUUCUCUAAAAGCAUGAAGUGCAGCUUUGUUUCUCUGCCAAAUAAAUGUUAAAUAUCAGCUAUCAACUCUAGAGAGAGCACAAAAGAUAAAGGCAGAACAUGUCAGCUUCCCCAGAACAACCAUAUCCGAGGAGGUAAGGCCCAGGAAUGUGCGGUUGAAAAGUGCGGUCAAUCAGGAUAUUCUGACUCUCGUUCAGAUCCAACACAGAAGGGGGGUGUGGGUCUACACUGCUGGGCCAGGCGAAAACUGCUCUCUGCUCUUUGCCCUGAGCUACAGAAGGAAUAGAAGAGAGAAGACGGGGUUUUGUCUUCAUCACUCCAACAUUCCAAAGUGAAGUCUCCUGUGUCUGGCUGGGACUCUUGGAUAUUUUGUACUCAGCGAGAAACAAAACAAAGGAAUAUAAAGAAGAAAGGUGAACAAAAGUGCCAACACCUUCCCACCCCAACAAAACAAGAUACCUGAGUCUUCUGAGUCCAGGGUCUCUAACCAAUACCUGGCUUCAACGCAAAUGAGACUGGCAAUAUAUUGCUGGUCAGUUCAGGUAGUUUAACAUUACCAUUUAAGCCAAGGAUUUAAAAUAGGAGCCAGAGGGGUCCCUGGGUGGCUCAGUUGGUUAGGUGUCUGACUCUUGAUUUCCACUCAGGUCUUGAUCUCAGGGUCAUGAGUUCAAGCCCAGGGUUGGGUGAGGAGUCUACUUUAAAAAGAAAAAAAAGAAGAAGAAGAAAAUUUAAAAACCCUCUGAUAUAGACAUUUCAGAGUUAAAGGAUAUAAAAACUUGGCACCCGUAUGGUUUCAAUGCACUAUACAUUUUUUAGCAUUAUGGAGGGAUGUUCUUUAAAUACAUCCAAGAGAGUUUACCCUGGGGUAGCUGGCCUUGGGAUCCUUUUCCACCUACACAGAUAGGCCUUUGACCUAAGAGGAUGCCAUCUAAUAAAGAGUACAAGGUAGAUUAGUAUUAUUGGUCUUUAAAAUCCAUCCUGAAUUUUAGUAAAAUGGUGAAGGCAGGUAAGAGCUUGGUAUAGGAACCUGAGACAUCUUUCUGGAAAUCUCUAUUUUAGAAGCCCCAAGGGGAUGCAAGUUCCUGAAAGAUCAAACCCGAGAAGCAGAGGCUCGCUGGCCGGGGUAGGCGCCGAGGCUAAGGAUAACGCGGUCCAAAGGGCUCGCAGAGCUUUGGGGGCCUCCGAAGUGCCCCGCCCGGACCACCGUGGGGCGCCUGAUGCGCCCUGCCCUCCCCCGGGGUUCGGGGCGGGGUGGCGGGGGGAACGACAGGGCGCUGGGCCUCGGGCCACGAGCACUCACCGCAGGUUCCGCACCACCAUGUCCCACCAGGAUGCCACACAGUCCUGCGCGUCCAUCUCCAUCCCGCGCAGUGUGGCGAACAGCCACCGGGGAGCCGCGGCCGGGAGACCGAGCCGCCCCCGCGGACGCCCGGCCCGCCCUCCUCCCCCGCGCGGGGCCCUGCGGGCGGCGGGCUGCACCCGGGCUUCGGCGCCCCGCCACCAGCCCCCCACAUCUGUGCGGGAGGAGCCAGUUUCCCACGCUUGUGGCUAGCUGCGCACGAUUUUCCUUUCUACUUGAUUCUAUACCUGUGUGUUUGUGUGUGCGCGCCCCGCGUGAUGAACUGAAAUAGAUUUCUCACUGUGCUAGAAAUAAAACAGAAGUCUGGUAUGACAGCCUCAGAAGAUCUGCAUGAGGAAUAUAAGCUUUCCUCUACUUUGACCGUCUUUUUUUUUCUUUGUCCUUUCUAUUUUUCCCUUUUUCUGAAGCUUAUCCAUCUCCAGCACCCACCCUCCCUCCCCCUCUCUCUCUUUCUGCCCCCGCCCCCCGCCGUUGAGUAAUGGUUUAUCCGUCCACAGGGUUAUGAACUACACAAUUAACACCAAAAUUAACACCUUUUUGGCAUUUGGUUUAUUUAGCAACAUCUAACAGAAACCCCCCUUGUAUCAAGAAGCUCACACCUUGAAAGGUUUGGCCUGGAUACAGGCUUACAUAAUGCAUCCUCACCCAGGGGAGCCACACAGCAGAGUAUGAGGGCAGAGGCGGAAGGAAGGAAUGAGGUCUCCGUCAGAUACAAUUUGAUGCCAGCAUCCAGACUUUAUCUUGGAGGCAAGUGCAACCUCUCCAAGAGGGAAUAAUGUGGUUUUUUGUGGUGCGAGUGCUCUGGAUCAAUGGGGAGGAGGGAGGACAGCCAAGCCACAGAAAGUGCCUAGGGACCCACCUGCUUGGGGCUGGUAGGCCAGUCUGGAGAAGAGCACCCACACCUUUCAAGGAAGGGCAGUUCUCUUCAAGGACCAGGCCAUUUCCCAAAACUAGUCAGACAAGGGUGAAUCUCAUUCACUGCCUCUUGUAAUCAUUCUGGGGAUGUCAAUUUUCUGAUUCAUAUCAAGAUAGAAGAGGAAUCACAUCUGAAGGACACAAGGGAACUGAGCCUGCCUGAUGAGCCAGCAGCAGGUGGGUUUUCUCAGGGCCACACCCUGCAUGAUGAGGAAGGUUAAGGUACUCAAGCUGAUACAAGAUUCCACCCAGGAGGUGUUCACAAGAUGGGUCUGGAAUCCCAUAGAACUUGUUUAGGGAAGCUCCGGAAGAGACCCUGGGCCAUGCCCUGUGGAGAUGAAGUGAUCGGAGCUGGGGAGCAGUGGGGGAGGACUAAGCAGCAGCUGCAUUUGGUCCCAGAUUCUAUCCCCACUUGUUUAUUCAGGUGGGUAGAAUCAAACAUUCAAACGAAAUGUUUGAAAUGCUCAGCAAAAUCUCUGAAGUUGGAAAUCACGAUGCCCCCCCCCUUUUUUUUUAAAGACUCUAUAUUCGGGCACCUGGGUGGCUCAGUUGGUUAAGCGUCUGCCUUCAGCUCAGGUCAUGAUCUCAGGGUCCUGGGAUGAGCCCCGAAUCAGGCUCCCUGCUCAGUGGGGAGUCUGUUUCUCCCUCUCCUUCUGCCUCUCCCACUGCUUGUGCUCUCUCUCAAAUGAAUAAAUAAAAUCUUAAAAAAUAAUAAUAAUAAAAUAAAAGACUAUAAAUUAGGAACUCUCUGAGAAAGCUUUCCCCAACAUUAAUAGCCCUUUUUCAAAUAGCACAUCCUAGAAAUCAGAGAGCAGUCUCUGAUUUGAUUUGGCAGAAUCUAGAACACAAACGAUUCAUUCAUUUACUCAGCAUCUAUUUACUGAGCAACUUUUAAGGUGCCAACUACCAUGUUGGGUACAAAGCAGGAUCCCAGGGUCCUGGGAUCCAGCCCCGCAUCGGGCUCCCUGCUCAGAGGGGAGUCUGCUUCUCCCUCUCCCACUCCCCCUGCCUGUGUUCCCUCUCUUGCUGCCUCUCUCUCUGUCAAAUAAAUA
Molecule: messenger RNA, 7887 nt
Organism: Mirounga angustirostris (Northern elephant seal)
Lineage: Eukaryota; Metazoa; Chordata; Mammalia; Carnivora; Phocidae
Gene: PYGL
Product: glycogen phosphorylase L
Exons: 23
Coding region: 104-2710 (868 amino acids)
Biological process (GO): glycogen catabolic process
Cellular component (GO): cytoplasm
Molecular function (GO): glycogen phosphorylase activity; pyridoxal phosphate binding
Source: RefSeq, a predicted model, not a curated record